AUGCAGAAGAUCAGUGUUGCGUCUAUGCUGAAACCUGUGCGGCUGCACACAGUGCGGGAGGAAGCGGUAGCGGGAGCUGAAGCAAAAGCCAAAGUGGGAGCUAAAACGGGAGCUAAAAUGGGAGCUAAAACGGGAGCUAAAUCAGGACUGGAAGCUGAUACGGCAGCUGGGGAGACACUGGACGCUGGCGCGUCCAGUGAGGUGCUGCAGCUGCAUGUGCCUCGGUCGCGGUCGCACUCGCAGUCGAUAUCCAAGAGCAACAGUGUGAUCUCUGGCAGCAGCUACUCUAGUGCUGGGCGGAUAAUCGGUGUGAACUCGGCGAGGAGGCCGAGCGAUAACCUGAUGCUGCAGAUCAGUGCGCACUCAGACGGGGACUCAGACGAUGAAGCCGGCGGAGACACGCCGUCGAAGGCGGCUGAGACACAUGCGAAUGCGGUACCGAAGCCCGUUAGGCCCACCUCAGACAAUUCCAUUAGAUCGAACGACACCGCGCUGUUCUCAGCGAACCCCACAGACUCCUCUAACGGAUCUGCCUCUGAUAGCGAUUACGACGAGCAGCACGACACCUCGAUGGUUUCCGGCAAGAGCGCCACUACGAUGAUGAGCCCGAGCCUCGCGCUGUCAAUUGGCAGCGGUAUGACCAGGUCAGAUGUGAUCACGCCGAACAAGUACAGCAACCUGGACUCGGGGUCCCUUGGGAUUGCGGAAACACCGAAGGCUAGGUACAUUUUCUCCAACGUCAACAGGAACAGAUCGCAGUCCUCGAUCAAGAGCUCAGAGAACUCUUCCCCAUUGAGGUUCGUCGAUGGACCGAACCAGAGACGUACUCUCCCAGGUGCCUCAAACACGUACUUGCACUCCAACAGUACCUCGGCUAUCCUACCAACUAGUAGAGCCAUGACACCCUCACACAGAUAUAGACUUCGCAAGGAGAUGAGAGAUGUCGCUCUAAAGAAAUCCAUAAAACAGAAAGAGAAAUUUUACGAAGAACAGGAUUCUAAUCUAGACUUGAAAGACGAUAAUGUCGAUGCUUCUUUGAUAUGGAACAUUCCGAUGGCUUCAUACUCAACCAGCUCUUUCCUUAACACCACCGAUUCUAAACAUAAGGAUACGAACAUAAAAGUCACUUCACCGGAGAAUAAUAGAGUAAUUAAUAACAAAAUUGAGCGCCAGGAUCGCCGCUUCCCUCAGAAAAACCAAGUGCAUUCGAGAAGCCAGCCCAACCUACCCAGAUUACAACAGAGGCCCAUGAAGCGACCUGUUCAUCAACAACAACAACCUAUCACUUGUUUCGAGGACAUUCCAGCUACUCCAAUUCCAGGUGUCUCAAAUGUCACAGAUACAGAAUUCAUCCAGGAUACCAUACAAAACUUAUCUUCAGUGUACUUACACUCCCAGGAAAUGAAGUCUCGUGGCCAAUUGGAGAAAAGACAAUCUUCAACCCAAUACUUACCUUUGAACGUCAAAGAAAUGAGUGAUUUGGGGAUGGAAGACCUUGUGCUAGUGUCUGACAAAAAACUGGAAGCUGUGAGCUCAUCCAGACCAACUUAUCUGCCACCAAAAUCAACUAAGGAGAAGCAAAUGCACGAACAUGAAAUAUCGAAGUACAUGAAGAUGGCAUCAGAUGAACAAAUUCAGAGGAAAAUAUCACAGACUAAACACAUGGAAGAGGACAAAGCAAACCACGAAAGAUAUGCUCAUUUAUUGCAAAGAGGUAUCACAAGAAAAUCUUCUUUGUUUGACUUAAGAAAAAUUUCAUGGAAGACAGCCAUAAGUGAUGAACUCAGAUGCUCUAUUUAUCAUACUAUUUUGGAAAGUGAUGCCCAAUUAGUAUCAUCAAAGUACUUGGAGAAUUUUGAUUAUUUGAACAGCAUUCUGGAUCAGAUGGAUUUCCCAACUGAUAAAGAAAGUGAAAUUAAGCAGAUAAUCGAGAAGAAUAUUACGACCAAAAUCGGAUACUCUUCAGUUAAAGACAAAGAAUUGACAUUGUUACUGAAAUUGAAGUCGAUCUCCAAGCAGGGGCUUAUGGUUGGUGAUGCUCAACUUUUCCAUAACUUCUUGAAUUGCAAAUCUUUUAAAACUUUGAAGGACAUUUGGGAGAUAGCCAAUCUGAUUCAACUGACUUGUUUCAACGACACAUGCAAAGACAAGUUUGACAGCCGUAUUAUUGACCCUCGUGGUAUCACAGCUAGAAUUCUGCAUAGUCCAAGUUUCAAAGCAGAGAUGACUAGCUCAAUUAUGAAUUUCAACACCUGGUGGAACAUUAUGUCCCGCAUUGACAACAACCUAUUUAUGUGGAUCAUGGAUAUUAUUGUAAUUGAAAAUUGCCAAUGCUUCACCAACAAGCAGAUUAACAAAGACCAGCUGAGAGAUAAGAAUUGGGAUUACUAUGUAAACAAAUACGUUGUUGUUAACUACAAGAUCCUGGCCUCGCUAGCAGCUUCUGUUCUACUGGACUACCAUUUUGGGUUCAACGACCUAAAACAUCUGGAACGCAUUGACAAAAAAUUCUGUAUACCACUCUACUCUGAGGACACCGAAUGCAACAUCAUCAAUAGCUCAUUCAUCAAGAAAUGGCACCACCAGUACAAAAAAUACUAG
Nakaseomyces glabratus is the source of this 2601-nucleotide messenger RNA. It is a transcript of the gene SBE2, whose product is annotated as Sbe2p. Lineage: Eukaryota; Fungi; Ascomycota; Saccharomycetes; Saccharomycetales; Saccharomycetaceae. The record is from RefSeq and is a predicted model, not a curated record. Gene Ontology annotation, biological process: fungal-type cell wall organization.